Amoebophrya sp. A25 is the source of this 4087-nucleotide messenger RNA. Lineage: Eukaryota; Dinophyceae; Syndiniales; Amoebophryaceae. The record is from the annotation of a GenBank genome assembly.
AUUCAUCCUCAUGUUGCUACUUUGUCUGUGUCAAGAAAUGUAGUGGGAAAAAGGUCUUCUACUUUUGCCUCGACUAAGUAAUUUUUUUGACAAAAAUAAAAACGCAAACGGGUUGCAGGACAUUCUUAAAAUUGCGCAGAUGCUUGUAUUGCUAGCUUUGAGUGAGAGUGAUUUCGAUUUCCUCUAUUCUUUCAGAUACAUUUUUCUUUAGUGUAGCUGUUGUUGAAAAGAAAAAUAUGUUGGAAAUAUUUCUUCCUGAUUCUGACCUUUUGUCUUCGUGCCUUAAUACCUUUUGAUGUAAGACAAUCUACUUCGACACGGCUGAAAUCAGAAUUAUGGCGGGGACCGUUACUCUUCAUCGACUGGUGGUGUUCGCGGACAGCAAUGCCGCGGCGCUUGCAGUCAUCACGAAGCGCGAGUGAGGAUAAAAAUUCGUCUGCAGCAUGGAAGGUCGUUUUCGUGUAGUCGGAAUCCGGCACUCUCUGCGUCUGCCUUCCUGCGUCUGCUAAAAGUGGGAAUGAACCAGUAGCUGCGAGGGCGAGAGCUACAACGUCAUAAUGAAGUGACAUGCGGAAACGGUCACUGAGUAGCAGACGAUCUCCACCGCGGCUCGUAGAGGACGACUGUGACGAGGACGGGUUUAGCAAGAAUACUGCACAUCUUCAAGUGGAAGAUGGCGACCUCAACGCAGCAUCCGCGUGUCUAUCACCUGUCGACGCCGUCCAAGGACUCCAAUGUCUCGACAACGGACGCGCCGACUGAACCAGCAUGGUCAACGAACCGGCAAGCACUGCAUUGGAAGUCUCUACACGAAGCUGCGCAGGCUGAAUUGAACCAAGAACGGCAGAGACGGGCAGAGGAGCUGGCAGGCAUAAGACAGAAGGAGGAGAAAUGGAACACCGAGAAAAACGCACUUUUGGAGUACUUUUUCUUUCUUGAAUGAAAGGUGGUUUCUGGUUCUGGAUACUAGUAGGAUCAUUCAAUAUAUUUACCAUAAGCGUAACUAACAAUUACUUUUUCCUUUGAUGUUUCAUUUGUCAUUUAUUUGUGAAAGUGAACCCGAUGAGAAUCUAUGCACAGCCAUAAUUUAGCGUGCUAAAAUUUCUCGGUUUCACAAGGUAUAUUGAGGAGACGAGGCGUCGUGGAGGUAGUGGCAGUGGUGUGGGGAGUUCCAGUCAACAUGGCGGGGAGCACGGGUCUGCAGCAGGAGGUGGCUCGGACAACAAGUUGGUGGACGAGUUGCGGGCCUCGCUGGCGCACGCAGAGCAGCAACGGCGAAUGCUCGAAGAAACCUGUGAGUCCCGGAUCGCUGACGCCAUGACGCGCCAAGACCAGGCUAUAACGCGCGAAGCCGUUGCGCGCCAGACUGCCGAAGCAUGGCAGCAAGAGGCUGAAGCGCUCCGUGCGCAAGUGCAAGAAGCGAUGCGCGAGCGCGAAUCGAUCCUGCAGCAACGUGAAGAGGAUCGACGAAGACAGGAGCAGCAACUUGUCGCCAUCCGCAGUGAGGAGCACUCUAGGACCGGCAGCGAGGCGCGUUUAAGGGACGAGCGAGCGGCAUUGCAGGAACAAAGCGUCGCGCUAGAACGAAAAAUCGAAGAGGACAAAUCGCUGUUAGACGACUGCCGCAAUCAAUUAGCAAGGCAACAGACUGCCCUUGUGGAAAUGCAACGGAAACUCGCAAGCCGGAAAGAAGAACUCGCCAAAGUCAAUGACCGCAGUGAUCUGCUGACGCAAGAGAACGAACUACUCAGGCAACAGCUCGAUCACAGCUGUACCAAGGAAGCGAGUGCGGUAUUGUGAUUUUUUUUGAAAACCAAGUUCAUUAGGUGGUCCAAAAAAUCUUCACGUUCCUCUUUGUCUUUGUACUCUUGUUCUUGAUUAUGAUUUCCAUGUUGUUGGGCUGUAAAGUAGAAGGAGGUACGAGCAGUAUUUCUACAGUAGAUGAUCAUCUUGAUCCUUGUUACACUUACUAGUAUAAAUACAACAAGCACAUCAUUACUAUGAAUACAACAGAGCGAGUUGAUGGCUUUACGGGAGACCUUCGCCGCCCGUGAAAAGCAGCUCCGAGAAGAAUUCGCCCAACAGCACAGUCUCUCUCAGAACACGAUCGCAGCCAUGCGUCGCAAACUUUCCGAUUUGAAGGGGUCGACUAUGGUAUCGCACUCCGGAGAGCAGCUUUUGUCGGAUUUGCGACAACGGGAGGAAACGAUUGUGGGCUUGCUCAGGCCUGUCAUCUCGUCUUAAGGGUAGGUUAAAGGUGCUUUUCUUACCGCUUUUUAUGCCUCUCCUAAGGGAGAAAGGCAUAAAAAGCGGGGUAAGCUGCAAGCACCAAAAACCUACCUCUAAUCGUCAGUGACCUCCUCAGUGACGUCAGCCGACGAUCCAGUGGCCUUAGUCCGACAGUUACUCCAGCUUGUCAAAAUCGAGGAUGACGAAGCAGAAGUAGUAGAUCGAAGUCGGAUGACACAUCACGACGAACACCAGCACCACGACCAAGGAGAAGCACGUGCGAAUGCGUCGAACACGACGAACAAGAACAAGAACUACGAUACACAGGCAGGAGUUGCUAGAAAUCAAAGUCAGCAUCAUCAGGAGGUCGCUGCGACUGGAGUAGGCGGAUAUACACCUGCAUCGUCUUACUACUCCACAGGAGGAGGAGCUUUCAAUUCAUUUUCUGAAAGAACGCCAAAUCAUCAGCGGCCUCAUAUAGCCCUUUCUUCAGACCACAAUCGGCGUCCGGUUGUUAUCGAAGUCGCCCGUCCACGGCAUCCUGAUGAAUUCGGCCCAAGAAGUACAACUAUUACAAUGAAUAGAAGUAAUACAACGGGCGCAGGAGGAACAUCAUCAGCUCCUUCGGCUUGUUCUGCGUCAGCAUCUGCUGGCACAACUAGAAGACGAGAAGAUCAUCAAAUUCAACAUCAUGCUGGACCUGAACCUGCUGGAGUAGAAGAUCCUAAUUUUUUAAGGCGUAGUCGAGACUGGAGAGACGAAAGUUUCACUUCGACAUUUUCCGUUCCCGGCGUCUUGCAGAAUGGCGGCGCAUCCGGCUCUAGGCAUCAGCAGCAUAGCCGUGAUCUAAGAGCAACUGCCGGUCUCUAUGCUUCAAGUUCGACGAGCCAACACCAGCCUACACAUCCACCUCCCCUGAACGAUAUUUCGUGUUUGAGUGCCCCCUCGCGACCUCCACGUCCCCCAGCACAUGAAGAGGGAAAUCCGAAUCACACACUCACACGGACACCUCGACGAGGAGGUCUCGGCAGUACAAUUGAGCCACUUUCAAGCCGUGUAGAAGGGAUGAACAACGGGGGCAGACGAAGCGGCACGCGGCCUCCAUCGUCUUCCAGUGGAACAAGAGAUCACCAACAUGUUGAUCCUCACAGAAGAAGCGACGACCACAAUAACAACUAUACUCACCACCACCACGACAACUACAACAACAGUUACAACUCCUCCUAUAACGACAGCCACCUCCAGCACCAAGAAGAUGCACACAACACCAGUAGGAGGAGUAAUGGCAAUUCCCCGCACUGCAACGGCCCGCCAUCUCUGUCCGGAGCAAGAAGAAAUGUUAAUGCAGAACAACAGGGGCAAAGAACUCCUCGACCGGCGUCGUUACCGGGUUUCACGCCACGCCAGCCUCCACGAAUGGUGGUGGAUUCACCGCGGGCACGGAGAGAGCAGAGCCCAGCAAGAGAAACGCCGGAUGUUUCCUCCGUUCCUUCAUUGUUAAGACUGGAUCUGGAGUAGAUGUAUGAAAUAUGCACGUCCAACUGAUGUACGUCGUCCAAAGAUUUACUCUACUAACUUAGACGAGAAGGACUUUAAUGCACUUCCUGGUGCAUCGUCAUGAUCUCUAUCACACGUGCAUCAUGUGGUCAAUCUAAUAUGCAUUGUAUCAAAUCGUACAUUUUUUACAUCUUUGUUCUAGAGUAGAAAUAAAGCUCCUGCUACUAGUAGAGGUAGUUGUAGAAUCUAGAGUCCUUCUAACAUGAGGCGGCGGCGGUGAAUUGUCGAACAAGAUCAGCGUGGUGCGCAAGCAGUUUGCCUCGAUUCGACGAGCUCUAGAUCGAAAAAAGGACUCAGCGCA